Molecule: messenger RNA, 1767 nt
Organism: Tachysurus fulvidraco (yellow catfish)
Lineage: Eukaryota; Metazoa; Chordata; Actinopteri; Siluriformes; Bagridae
Gene: nrn1la
Product: neuritin 1-like a
Exons: 3
Coding region: 1-690 (229 amino acids)
Biological process (GO): neuron projection extension; nervous system development
Cellular component (GO): plasma membrane
Source: RefSeq, a predicted model, not a curated record
AUGCGGCUUUUGGACGGCCCCAGAGGUCCCGCCCCCUUCACUAAAGACGCAGGCGCGGAUUCGAAUCGCACAGCGGAGUCUCGCAGGCGCUGCAGGUGGAGAUCACCGAACACCUCCGUCACGAAAGCGCGGGAAAAGUCUGCUGUCCGUGGAAACACCGUCUCAGCCCCGCAGCCGGGUUUCUCCUUUCCUUUCAGAAUGACAUCCCUGGGUAGCGUCUGCUUCCUCUUGCCUGUUGCUUUCCACCUUUUGAUGUUGCCAAGCCUCAGCUCUAUGGCUGCUGCUAGAAGGUGCGGCUCCAUCUACAAGGGCUUUGCCCAGUGUCUUCUGGCCUUGGGGGACAGCUUGUCUGUCAGCAGCCAAAAAGAAGAGGACCUGCACGAGAUCGACUCAGUCUGCAGAUCAUGGGACGAAUUCCAUGACUGUGCCAACUUGGCCAUGGCUGGCUGCCCCAACGAAGCCGCUGCUGUGUGGGAGUCUCUAAGACAAGAGUCUAAAAAGAUGCAGUUUGCAGGUAACCUGUAUGACAUGUGCUCUAGUCGCAGCCAAUCUGCAGCUGACACAGGGGCCCAGAGCCCAGACGAGACCAAUCAAGAGUCGCUGAAAGGAAAAGCCAGUCAUUUAAACCUAGGCCAAAGCAUCUUUCUCCCCGUUUGCUUGUGCUUACUGUUCCUUUACCUGUGGAUAUAAACUAAGACUUUCUGCUUUAACAGACAUGCAGUGGAAUGUAAUGAAUUACCAAAUGGACUGACAUGUGUGAUGUUGACAUUUAACACAUUGAAUUAAUAAUUCUUUUUUUUCCCUGUAAAAAGGCAUGCUUUUAAACAAAAUCUGACACGUACAAUGGCCUCUAGAAUGAUUGUUAUCUAAAUGAGCACAAAGAAAUAUCUAAAACAAAUAGCACAUGCAAUGAGUGAUACUGUAUGUGGAGCUCAAACUUACAAACAAUGACAUUAUGUAAUUUUUUUUUUCAAACACAGCAGUGCAAUUUUUCUACAAGAUGUUCUUUGUGAAAUUAUUGGCCAUCGUACAUUUAAUAUUUUAUUAAGCCUACCUCGGAGAGAGUAAAAGCACUAAAAGAAUAAUAACAAAAAAGUCUGAAAAAGAAUAUAAAGUAUAGUUUCACAGCAUGCUGCUUUGAGGGUGACAGAUUUUAUUUCACAUUUUCACAAUCCCAUUAUAUGUCCAAACAGGAGUUAAGGAAACAAUGAAAACUGCAUACAUUCUGCAAGCAAGCUUAAUACUACAGCAAAUUGGAUUUAUUUGACAGCAUAUAAUUGUCAGGAUUUUUUUCUUAUCCAGAGCAAUAUGCUUAGUGCUAUUAUGGUUUCCUGCAAAAGCUGUUUAUGAAUAAAAUAUCACAUUUUUAUUACAAAUCUGUUAUUUUCUUCUGUGUAAAUAUUUGUAAAUGACCUUCAUGGCAAUGUAUAAUUAAAAAAAAAUCUGCACUGGGGAGAUACUAUAAUUUACUAUAGAGAAUGCUGUGGUGCAUUUUGGGAAAUAAUAUAUGUCAAAUAUUCAGUGACAUCUAGAUUCAUUCCAUAAUAGAUAUUUGUGAAUAAUGUUUGUGAGCCAACAUUUACAGUUGUUCAGCUCCCAUUACUAUUCUUUUUUCUUUCUAUUCAAUUUAUAGUUCAUUUUUUGUUUUGAUUGGUAAUUUAAUACUAAUGCUGUUACUUAUUCCAGUCAUUUGUUUUGCAUUCAAAAUGUUCCACCUGUUCUGCUGUAAUGGUAACAGUCCUAAUAAUUAUAAAGAGCCCGAAUCUG